GCAGCCCCGCGCCACCGCGGCCAGUCUCACCUGGCGGCGCCGCCCGCCCACCGCCCCAGCCACAGCCCUUGCGCCCACGGCGACAGCCGCGGCGACCACGACAGCGGUGGGGGACGCUGCUGAGUCGAAGAGAGCGCAGCCCGGCCACCGGACCUACUUACUCGCCUUGCUGAUUGUCUGUUUUUAUAAGAGUUUACAACUUUUCUAAGAACUUUUGUAUACAAAGGAACUUUUUAAAAAAGACGUCUCCAAUUUAUACUUUAAACAAGAAGGAUCUCGGGCAACUUGGGGUUUUGGUUUUGGCUUCGUUUCUAAGUCUUUUUCCUCUUCGUUGAGUUUGGGGUUCGUUUACCCCCGCUGCUUCGGAUUCCCGAGGACUUUCUGGGCCCCCACAUUAAUGAGGCAGCCACCUGGCGAGUCUGACAUGGCUGUCAGCGACGCGCUGCUCCCGUCCUUCUCCACGUUCGCGUCCGGCCCGGCGGGAAGGGAGAAGACACUGCGUCCGGCAGGUGCUCCGAAUAACCGCUGGCGGGAGGAGCUCUCCCACAUGAAGCGACUUCCCCCGGUACUUCCCGGCCGCCCGUACGACCUGGCGGCGGCGACCGUGGCAACAGACCUGGAGAGCGGUGGAGCCGGCGCGGCUUGCGGCGGUACCAACCCAGCGCUCCUACCCCGAAGGGAGACGGAGGAGUUCAACGAUCUCCUGGACCUGGACUUUAUCCUCUCCAACUCGCUGUCCCAUCAGGAGUCGGUGGCCGCCACCGUGUCCUCGUCGGCGUCAGCCUCAUCCUCGUCCUCCCCGUCUAGCAGUGGCCCUGCCAGCGCGCCCUCCACCUGCAGCUUCAGCUAUCCGAUCCGGGCCGGGGGCGACCCGGGCGUGGCGCCGGGCGGCGCGGGCGGCGGCCUUCUCUAUGGCCGGGAGUCUGCUCCUCCUCCCACGGCUCCCUUCAACCUGGCGGACAUCAACGACGUGAGCCCUUCAGGCGGCUUCGUGGCCGAGCUCCUGCGACCCGAAUUGGACCCAGUGUACAUUCCGCCGCAGCAGCCGCAGCCGCCAGGUGGCGGGCUGAUGGGCAAGUUCGUGCUGAAGGCGUCGCUGAGCGCCCCUGGCAGCGAGUAUGGCAGCCCGUCGGUCAUCAGUGUUAGCAAAGGCAGCCCUGACGGCAGCCACCCGGUGGUGGUGGCGCCCUACAGCGGCGGUCCGCCGCGCAUGUGCCCCAAGAUCAAGCAGGAGGCCGUCUCCUCGUGCACUGUCGGUCGGCCGCUAGAGGCCCACCUGGGCGCUGGACCCCCGCUGAGCAAUGGCCACCGGCCGACCGCACACGACUUCCCCCUGGGGCGGCAGCUCCCCAGCAGGACUACCCCGACCCUGGGGCCUGAGGAACUGCUAAGCAGCAGGGACUGUCCCCCUGCCCUGCCGCUUCCCCCAGGCUUCCAUCCCCACCCCGGGCCCAACUACCCACCCUUCCUGCCCGACCAGAUGCAGCCGCAGGUCCCGCCGCUCCAUUAUCAAGAGCUCAUGCCACCCGGUUCCUGCAUGCCGGAGGAGCCCAAACCGAAGAGGGGAAGAAGAUCGUGGCCCCGGAAAAGGACCGCCACCCACACUUGUGAUUAUGCGGGCUGCGGCAAAACCUACACAAAGAGUUCUCAUCUCAAGGCACACCUGCGAACCCACACAGGUGAGAAACCUUACCACUGUGACUGGGAUGGAUGUGGGUGGAAAUUUGCCCGCUCAGAUGAACUGACCAGGCACUACCGCAAACACACAGGGCACCGCCCUUUCCAGUGCCAGAAAUGCGACCGGGCAUUUUCCAGGUCGGACCACCUCGCCUUACACAUGAAGAGGCACUUUUAAAUCCCAAACAAUGGAUAGGACCCACACUGCCAGAAGAGAAUUCAGUAUUUU
This is a messenger RNA of Galeopterus variegatus (Sunda flying lemur), 1906 nucleotides long. It is a transcript of the gene KLF4, whose product is annotated as Kruppel-like factor 4 (gut). Gene Ontology annotation, biological process: regulation of transcription by RNA polymerase II. The coding region runs from base 398 to 1855 and encodes 485 amino acids. The transcript has 5 exons. The record is from RefSeq and is a predicted model, not a curated record. Lineage: Eukaryota; Metazoa; Chordata; Mammalia; Dermoptera; Cynocephalidae. Gene Ontology annotation, molecular function: DNA-binding transcription factor activity, RNA polymerase II-specific; RNA polymerase II cis-regulatory region sequence-specific DNA binding.